Molecule: messenger RNA, 843 nt
Organism: Penicillium manginii
Lineage: Eukaryota; Fungi; Ascomycota; Eurotiomycetes; Eurotiales; Aspergillaceae
Product: RTA1 domain-containing protein
Exons: 3
Coding region: 1-843 (280 amino acids)
Cellular component (GO): membrane
Source: RefSeq, a predicted model, not a curated record
AUGGCAUACAAACUGUAUCAUUACGACCCCUCUUCGUCUGCGGCAAUACCUUUCGCAGCACUUUUUGGGCUGGUCACGAUUGUACACCUUUUCCAAAUGGCUCGGGCCAAAGCAUGGUUCAUGACUCCAAUUAUUAUCGGCAGUACCUUCGAGGUAGUUGGUUAUCUUUGUCGAUACAUCAGCGCAACAGAGACUCCAGAUUGGACUACAACGCCCUAUAUCGGACAGAGUCUUUUGAUUCUAUUAGCUCCAGCUCUUCUUGCCGCAUCGAUCUAUAUGAUUCUUGGACGACUUAUUGUUUCACUUCAUGCGGAGGGUAACUCUCUGAUUCGGCCAUCAUGGUUGACAAAGAUCUUUGUGAUUGGAGAUGUGGUCUCAUUUCUCAUGCAGUGUGGAGGGGGAGGCUUCUUGGCCAAUGCAAAGGCUCAAGAAAAGGUAAAAAUGGGGGAACAUAUGAUUCUAGGAGGUCUCUUCGUCCAGAUAGCAUUCUUCGGCUUUUUCCUCAUAGUUUCCAUUGUGUUUCAUCGGAGGAUGCUAUCGACACCUCUGCACUACACGAAGCAAAGCGAAAACUCUUGGCUCAGGUGCAUGAAAUUUUUAUAUGCAAUUAGUGCUUUGAUCAUGGUUCGAUCGAUUUACCGUGUGAUCGAAUAUAUUCAAGGCAGCGACGGCUACCUCCAAAGUGAAGAGGCUUUCAUUUACACCUUCGAUGCUGCGCUUAUGCUUGCUUGUUGUCUAAUUCUCAAUUUCUUCCACCCUAGCAAGUUACUGGUCAAACGACAAGCCCCGCUUCAGAAAAUCGAGGAAAUUGAAUUGUUCAACGGCGGUUGGAGAUCUCAGUAG